AUGAACGAGCCCGCCAACAGAAUAAAUUAUGGAACUUUUCUUCGAGACCUCUAUCACAAAAGAUACCCCGUUCUGAAAUCUCACCGAUUAUUGAGAGUGGAAAUAGCCAGAAGUGAACCAGCGCCAGCGCAACCUGAAAUUCUAAAUCCGAUACGGCGUGGAACGAAACGAAAGUUGGCACUAGAAACUGAAGCGACGUCUUCAAAAAAGCCAAGACAGGAUUCUAUAGAAGGGUUGAAUCAGGAUGAAGACGUUGAGGAACAUAAUGAGAUUCCCAGCGUGGAGCAUUCAGAAGUCAAAGCUAGAAGUCCAGAAGAAGAAGACGUCGAGGAGAUUCCGAAUAUCGUUCGAGCGGAAAGUAUCUCCCAGAAACCUGAAGGCUCUCCAGCAACGAGCACGUCUUCUGAAGACGAAGAAGUCGUAGGGAGUUAUGAGCAAAAAGAGUACGUGGAUGAUGUCAACGAUCGAAUUAAAAUCGGAUUGGUUCGAAUCAUUUUUGAGAGACUCGCGAAAGAGGAAAUGGCGAAAAUUGAAAGGGACAAUGUUAAUAUCAAAGACUUACUAUUCUUCCGAAGCAUCUCUAGCACCUGCUGUAAAAUUGCUGAAAGUUUUGAGCUUCCUAUCCAGAAACUGAAGCUGGUCAUUCAUCGACAAUGUGUGGAAAUCAAAAUUUGGAAUAACCAAAAUUCCCUGACGAUUCUAGAAUACCAUGAUUCUGACGAAAACGAUGGAACCAAAUAUGAAACUUUGGCAGCUUUUGAUUUUUUCUUUCUUCUCAGAAGUCCCGGAAUUCAACUCGCAAGACUUGGAUUCAAAAUUGCUCCAUUUGAGGAUAAGGAUGAGCUAUGCUACACGAACGUUUCCCUGCUCCGAAUCAUCGUUGGCCUACUGAAAAGAAGAGUUGAUGAGCAAUCGAUUCAUCUGAACAAGCUGGCAUAUAUGUAUUCUAGAGAGGAUGUGUUUGGGUUGGGUAGAAAGCCAAGAACCGAUUAUCUAGAUGAAAUUGUGAAAUUUAUGAAGCCCCGGAUUCUGGAAUGUUUCAAAUUACGAACAUGGGAUGAUACUAGAGUUGUGAACAGUGAAAAGUACAGAGAUCAAUUGGCUUUGGCGAUUGCGGAAGGAGAGAAUGAGCAAUUGAUUGGUGGCGUGUAUCUGACGGAGCAGUGGAAGAAGGCGACUCGGCUUGAUAUCAGAGAUAAACUGAUCAUUAAACACUGGAAUUAUUUUGCGGAUUUCAAAGAGAUUCGGAUGUUAUCGUUGAGUCCGGAAGAUGUGAAUGAGGCGCAGAGUGAUUUGAUGGAUGAUCGAAAACAAGCCUACACAAUAUUAGUGACAAAUUCACUGAAACUUGAAGGAAUCAAAACGGAACUCGAAAACAUUGGAGAAUUCAGCAAAAAUCCGAAUAGUCCGAAUUUUGAAUUCCCGCUCGAAUUCACGAGAGAAGAAAAGGAUGGGCGUGUAUUCGUCACUAAUAUUUCAUCGAAUCGCGUUCAAGUGACAGUCAGGGAAAUUGAUCAGAAUGCGAAUGAUGCGUCUAUGAACAGAAACCACGUAUUUCAUAAAAAACCAAAAAUCCUGAGAACUCAUCUGGAGCCAAGAUUUGCCGCAAAAUGCUCAAUUCGAGAGGCUCAUCGAGAAGUUUGUUGGAUGAUAAGAACGAAUCAGCUUCCAACUAAUGUCGUAGUGACAGGGGGUCUAAUCUACAAUCGAGAACCACAAAGUAAUAAUACACUGGUUACUGUGGCUAGUGAUCGGAAUUCCGGCACGGUGGGUGUUUCGGAAGCGAGACCAGUGGAAGUUCAAAAAGAGGAGAAAGAGUUGAGAGUGGAUGCAGUGAAACGGCGAACGAUAAUGGAUAACGAAAGAAAGCAAGGAGUGGAGAAGUAUAAGAAUGAGGGUAUUCAUGAGAUUCAAAUCACAAAGAUCAGAGACAGCUAUGAAAAUCUAACGAUGAAAUUGUUCAAGGCGUUGGAUAGAGAUACGGGAAGGUUGAUUCGGACACAGGAGGAUCUUUUGAACAUAUUGUUCCAUCGCCGACACUCGCAAAAAUGCUACAAGGCAUCAAAAAACUAUCAAUUCCAACUUGAAAAACUGAAGUUUACAGUAGGCUACACGGAUGUCAAACUCGAAAUUACCAUGAAAGACUCACCAGAAGUCACAACUUUGGAAUAUUGGUGCCAGGGACAGGAUCGAUGUGCAGUUGUGUACGGAGCAACUAGAUUCUAUCUGGACAAGUCGUGUGACGAAGUUUCCGCAGUGGAUUUGUACUUUCUACUCAAGCAUCCUUUGCUUAGACUGCCAGAACUGGAAUUUGCCAUCGAGCCUUAUGACUUGGAAUAUGAUCACUUUCCAGACAUUUCGGCAAUAGCGAUAGUUGGAUUACUGUUGAUGAAUAAGAGAUCGUGUCAGACACAUGUCAAAAAACUAGGAUAUAUGUUCACAAGAGAAUCAAUGUUCAUGGAUAAACUAUCUACAUUUUCAUUGGAUACAAGUGUCCUUGCUCAGAUGCUCAUUCAUUUACCAUCUCGAUAUCUCCACGAGCUGUCACUUCGAGUUUGGAAUGAUUCGGAACUCAUUGCAGGGGAUAGAGAAUUGGAAUUGAUUGUUAGCGAUCUUGUGGAAAGAAAUAAGGUGAUGGAGCUCCAAUUGGAUGGCCUUGUGUUGUCUCGUUCUGCAUGGAAGCACGCAAAAGUUUUGAAUGUUGAAGAUAGGCUCAUGGCAAAGGAUUGGACGAAAUUCCUUCAUUUUGAAACUGUCUGUGUGCUCAAUAUGGAUGCCAAACGGAUUCUACAUGCUAAAAAUAUUUUCCAACAGAAGGACAUGUUGCCAGGGAACGGGUUCACUAUUCAAGUCGGAGACGAUAUGAAUUUGUUGGAAAUUCAAAAUUAUCUCAUUGCGGAAAGAAUCAAUGUUCGAAGAGAGGAAAAUGAAUUGAGUGUUAGUUGUUUGACAAAUGAUGAUAAGAAGUGGAUUUUUUUCAAAAUUGAUAACCGAAAAAUUGUGGUCACACAUCGGAAGAAGAGACGGGGUGAAGUGGAAGUCUAUAAUUAA
Messenger RNA from Caenorhabditis briggsae, 3051 nucleotides. The record is from RefSeq and is a predicted model, not a curated record. The transcript is spliced from 8 exons. Gene Ontology annotation, biological process: innate immune response. Lineage: Eukaryota; Metazoa; Nematoda; Chromadorea; Rhabditida; Rhabditidae. Bases 1 to 3051 code for a protein of 1016 amino acids.